AUGUCGCAUAGCGUGUUGGUCAUCGGAAGCGGCGGACGCGAGCACGCCAUCUGUUGGAAGCUCACACAGUCGCCGAAAGUUGCGCAGAUCUAUGCGCUGCCCGGCAGCUUUGGCAUUGCGCAGCUGGGCUCAAAGUGCCAAAAUGUUGGCGCUGACGCACUGGACCCGAAGGAUUUUGAGGCCAUUGCCAAGUGGUGCACGCAGAAACUGAUCUCGCUGGUGGUGGUUGGGCCCGAAGAUCCGCUGGCUUUGGGGCUGGGCGAUGUGCUGCAGAAGGCAGGCAUUGCCUGCUUUGGGCCCGGCAAGCAGGGCGCCCAAAUAGAGGCGGACAAAAAGUGGGCCAAGGACUUUAUGCUGCGUCAUGGCAUACCAACGGCACGCUACGAGAGCUUCACGGACGUGAACAAGGCCAAAAAGUUUAUACGCAAUGCACCUUACCGCGCUCUGGUGGUCAAGGCCGCUGGAUUAGCCGCUGGCAAGGGCGUCGUGGUGGCCACCCAUGAGGAUGAGGCCUGUGCGGCCGUUGACGAGAUACUUGGCCGGCUCAAGUACGGUGAGGCGGGCUCCACUCUGGUCGUGGAGGAGCUGCUCGAGGGCGAGGAAGUCUCUGUGCUGGCCUUCACCGAUGGCAAAACAAUUCAGGCCAUGCUGCCCGCCCAGGAUCACAAGCGUCUGUGCAAUGGCGACACCGGACCCAACACUGGCGGCAUGGGCGCCUACUGUCCCUGCCCCUUGAUUAGCAAGCAGGCCCUGGAGCUGGUGCAGCGCGCCGUCCUGGAACGUGCUGUCAAGGGCUUGGGCCAGGAACGCAUCGCCUACCAGGGCGUGCUCUAUGCUGGCCUCAUGCUGACGCGCGAUGGUCCACGCGUUCUCGAGUUCAACUGUCGCUUUGGUGAUCCCGAGACGCAGGUAAUACUUCCGCUCCUCGAGUCGGAUUUAUAUGAGGUGAUGCAGGCCUGCUGCACCGGAAAGCUGGACAAGAUCACCCUGCAAUGGCGCAGCAGCUUGAGUGCGGUCGGUGUGAUCAUGGCCAGCGCUGGCUAUCCGGAAACCUCGACCAAGGGCUCCCGCAUAUUAGGUCUGCCCGAGGAAAAUACAGAUACCCAACUGAUCUUCCACAGCGGCCUGGCCGUUAAUGCCCAGAAGGAGCCACUGACAAAUGGUGGACGCGUGCUCAUCGCCGUUGCCCUGGACGCCAGUCUGAGGCUGGCCGCUGCCCAGGCCACCAAAUUGGCGGCGAGCAUCAGUUUUGCCGGGGAUGGAGCUCAAUAUCGCACGGAUAUUGCACAGAAGGCAAUUAAAAUGACGCCGGCUGCACCGCUCAGCUACAAGGACAGCGGCGUGGAUAUCGAUGCGGGCGACGCCUUGGUACAACGCAUCAAGCCUCUGUCACGUGGCACCCAGAGACCCGGUGUCAUGGGCGGCCUGGGCGGCUUUGGCGGGCUGUUCCGCGUCAAGGAUCUCAGCUACAAGCAGCCUGUGAUCGCCGAGGCCAUUCAGGGCGUGGGCGCUAAGAUACAGUUGGCUCUGCAGAAUGAGCUCUACGAUCACAUUGGCUAUGAUCUGGUUGCCAUGUGCUGCAACGAGCUACUGGAGCUGGGCGCCGAGCCGGUCGCAUUUCUGGACUAUAUUGCCUGCGGCAAGCUGCAGGUGCCCCUGGCCGCCCAACUCGUCAAGGGCAUGGCCGAUGCCUGUCGGGAUGGCCGUUGCGCUCUACUAGGUGGCGAAACUGCGGAGAUGCCCUCGCUGUAUGCGCGCGGUCAGUACGACAUGGCUGGCUACUGCGUGGGUCUGGUGGAGCAGUCGCAGGUGCUGCCGCGCUUUGACUCGUAUCAGGCUGGAGAUUUGCUUGUCGGUCUGCCCUCGUCCGGGCUGCACUGUGCGGGCUUCAAUGAGCUGCUCAUUCAACUGGCCGCGGCUGGAGUCAGUCUCAAGGAGCGCUCGCCCGUCGGCGGCGAUCAUGGACUCAGUUUAGCUCAGGUGCUGGGCACACCGACGCGCCUCUAUGUGCAACAGCUGCUGCCACAUCUGCAGGCGGGUGAGAUAAAGGGCGUGGCACACGUAACACACGGACUGCUGCCCGACGUGGAGCGCCUGCUGCCCGACAGAUUCGAGGUGCGGCUGGACUUUGGUGCGGUGCCCGUGCCCCAGAUCUUUGGCUGGCUGGCAGGCCAGCUGCAGCUGAGCGCGCCGGCGUUGCUGGAGCGGCACAACUGUGGCAUUGGCAUGUUGCUGGUGCUGCCCAAGGCCAGCCAGCUGUGGCACAGCGUAUUGCCCGACGCCAAGGUGCUGGGCGUUUUGCAGUCACGCAAGGAGAACGGCGCUCGAAUCCAGGUGCGCAACUUUGAGGAGCAGCUGCUGCAGUUGGCGGCGCCAUUCGGCGGCUUGGGCGGCAAACAGUUGCCCAUGGAGCUGGUGGAGCCGCAGCUGCCAGCGUUAACCGCUGCGAACAAGGAUUGCUUUGAGAACGACACCGGACGGCGCCUAACACGCCUGCCCGCCCACUACACGGAUCCCAUACUCGUCCUGGGCACAGACGGCGUCGGCACCAAACUGAAGGUCGCCCAGCAAACGGGACGCCACGACACCGUCGGCAUCGAUCUGGUGGCCAUGUGCGUCAAUGACAUACUCUGCAACGGCGCCCAGCCAUUCAGCUUCUCCAGCUACUAUGCCUGUGGCAAAUGGCAGGCCCUAUCCGCCGCCGAGGUGGCUGCCGGAGUCCAAGAGGGCGCAAGCCAGGCAAACAGCACCUUGAUGGAUGUCCACAUAGCCGCCUUAUCGCUGCUGUAUGAGCCGCAGGUCUACGAUCUGGCCGGCUUUGCGCUGGGCAUAGCGGACCGAGCCGGCAUAUUGCCACGACUGAAUGAUAUACAGCCGGGUGAUAUGCUCAUUGGGCUGCCGUCGUCUGGCGUGCACAGCAACGGAUUCAGUCUGGUGCAUAAGGUGCUCAGGCGAGCGGGUCUAACCCUGUCGGAUCCGGCAACCUUCAGCGGGCGUACGCUGGGCGAGGAGCUGCUGGUGCCGACCAAGAUCUAUGUGGAGGCGCUGAGCCCGCUGCUGGCGCAGGCGGACAAUGGCAUCAAGGCGCUGGCCCACAUCACCGGCGGCGGUCUGCUCGAGAAUAUACCGCGUGUGCUGCGCAAGGAUCUGACGGUGCGUCUCGAUGCCAACAAGUAUCCAUUGCCGCCGAUCUUUGCCUGGCUGGCCGCGGCCGGCAAUAUCGCGCCGCUCGAGCUGCAGCGCACCUACAACUGCGGCCUGGGUCUCAUCUUGGUGGUCAGUGCGGAGCAGGUUAAGGCCGUGAUGCAGCAGCUGCGCUACACACAACGCGCUGUCGUCGUGGGCGAGGUCAUCGCACGCACGGAGAACAAGAAGCCGCAGGUUGUGGUCAAGAACUUCGAGGCAUCUCUGGCGCGCAGCCUAAAGCUGUUGACGCAGCCACGCCGCCGCGUCGCAGUCCUCAUCUCCGGCACGGGCAGCAAUCUGCAGGCGCUCAUCGGUUCGUCGCGCGACUCGGCCCAGGCGUUGCACGCCGAGAUUGCGCUGGUCAUCAGCAAUAAGGCCGGCGUGCUGGGCCUGGAACGCGCCACCGCGGCGGGCAUACCAUCGCUGGUCAUCUCGCAUCGUGACUUUGCCAGCCGUGAGGAUUUCGAUGCGGAACUGACGCGUCAUCUGGUCGCGGCACGCAUCGAUCUCGUCUGUCUGGCCGGGUUUAUGCGUGUGCUGAGCGCGCCUUUUGUGAGCCACUGGCGCGGACGUCUCAUCAAUAUACAUCCAUCGCUGUUGCCCAAAUAUCCGGGUCUGGAUGUGCAGCGCAAGGCGCUCGAGGCCGGCGAAAUAGAAUCCGGUUGCACCGUACACUUCGUGGACGAGGGCGUCGAUACCGGCAGCAUUCUGGUCCAGGCCACCGUGCCCAUACUCGAGGGCGAUGAUGUCAAUAGCCUGACGCAGCGCAUCCACCUGGCCGAGCACUGGGCAUAUCCACGCGCCUUGGCGAUUCUGGCCUCCAGCGGGGCCAAAGACGUCGUCAACACGUCGAACUAGCGUGUGCACGGAUUUCCAUGCCAAACCUUUAAGACAGCUCUUCAAUUCGUAGCCCUUCAUAUCAAUGACAUGAUUAUUUUAUAAUAUACAUAUAUGUAAAUAUUGAUAAAUAAAUUUAACCCCAUAAUCUUGCUGUCGAUCAUACUA
This is a messenger RNA of Drosophila montana, 4191 nucleotides long. RefSeq names its product trifunctional purine biosynthetic protein adenosine-3 Gart (gene Gart). Gene Ontology annotation, molecular function: phosphoribosylglycinamide formyltransferase activity; metal ion binding; phosphoribosylformylglycinamidine cyclo-ligase activity. Gene Ontology annotation, biological process: adenine biosynthetic process; 'de novo' IMP biosynthetic process. Gene Ontology annotation, cellular component: cytosol. Lineage: Eukaryota; Metazoa; Arthropoda; Insecta; Diptera; Drosophilidae. The transcript is spliced from 7 exons. Bases 1 to 4044 code for a protein of 1347 amino acids. The record is from RefSeq and is a predicted model, not a curated record.